This is a messenger RNA of Enterobius vermicularis (human pinworm), 1224 nucleotides long. Lineage: Eukaryota; Metazoa; Nematoda; Chromadorea; Rhabditida; Oxyuridae. The record is from the annotation of a GenBank genome assembly.
AUGCAUUUUGAUGCGUUUGCGGAUAGUUUGGCUCUAGUGGAAAAGGAGAUCGAAAAGGCGUUGCUUGAAGGCUUUGCUGAUUUCGACCGAUGUAAUUCACUUCCAGAAGUUCCUGACCUGUGCGGGGAUUCCCUGUCUUCCGGAUUGGUUGGUAGUGGCGCUGACACCUUAGUCGAUUUGACAACUCGUGGAAUACGCGUGUGCGGGAGCCCUCAGGAAACGACAGACCAGUUUGCCAUAGACAGCUCAUCCAGUCAUGCAGGAGAGAGAGUAUUUGAUUCAAUUUUUAACAGCUCGGAGAAAGGUGAUGAGCCCCAGUGUGAUAAUCCAGGAAAGUCUAGCACUGUGGCAAGGAUGGUUCCUUCAACACGGGAAGUUCCGCUAUCAGAAGAGCAGGAAACAAAGAGGCACUCAAGCUGCUCUUUUUCUGAGAUUUUCACUGAUGACCUAAUUCGCUUAGUCGCUGCUUCAGGUGGAAAUCGAAGUAAAAGUAUUACGGGAAAAAGCAAGAACAAUGCAAAAGAGCUCGUAUUCUAUAAAUGCAGCUACUGUAAUUUCUCUGGGCGUUUCAGAUCUCAGCUGCAAAGGCAUAUAUCAGGCGUGCAUUAUGUUGAAAGAAGGUUUUCCUGCGAACUUUGUGAGAAACGAUACAUGUAUAAAGGUGACCUUGCUCGGCACGUUAACCAGAAACAUAGUGUCGGUAACGUGCCAGAGAGGUUUCAGUGCGCUUACUGCUCAACAGUAUUAUCGUCAAAGUAUUCGUUAAGGAACCAUGAAGCGGGCAAGCAUUUAUUGGAGAAACCGUUCGUUUGCCCUGUAUGUGAUUUUGCAUUUGUGGAUGCCUAUAGGCUAAAGAAGCAUACAUUUACGCAUCAGUCAGUCAGGCUUUACGGGUGUGGCAAAUGUAAGUACGGUGCGCGGAACGCAAAAGAUUUAAAAACUCAUUUGUCUCGGGUUCAUAUGCUGCAUUCGUUUGAAGGAACUGUCGAGUUAGCGCGGUGUGGUGGCUGCAAAUUCCCGGAGGUACUUUCUUUGCAGAAAUUGAAGGAUCAUUUACGAGUGUGUCAUAGGGAACUUGCUGAAGUCAAAGGAGUAAUUGGUGGGGAAACUGGGGCUUUUACUGCAGAAGUUACAAGACUUGAAAUGGAGCGGGGUUUCAGAGGGUUAGCCAUGUCGUUAAUACCCAUGGGAUUUCGGUCAACACAAUUUAGAAAGAGAGAUUAA